AUGCCAUCGACUUUCAGGUCCUCGCGCUCGGGGCGACACCUCGACGGCCCUAACCGCACCCGAACUGGCCAAAUCGACCACGAUGUCUUCGAGGGAUUGCCCGUCCGUCGCUGGUCGAAACAGCCACACACCUACUCCCAGGCACCCAAGGCCAUCGACGACUCAGAUUUCGGAGUCCAGGGCCCUGGAGGCCCAGUUCUCCCGGAGCUACCCAUGCCGCGCGACAGCGACCUUUUGCCUGCGGUUAGCAAAGCAUUGCUGCGCGCUGCGCGUGCAGGAUGCAUCUACAUUCGCCAGAAUACCACAGCCGCCGACAAGGAAGACAAUGACACCAGCAAAACCGAUGAUCAGGUUGCGGGCGUCCAAAUGGCCGAUCGCAGCUUCACCAGUCGCAAGUGGUUGACUCUUCCCAAGCAUAUGGAGCCGCCGGAGGCGGAAUUCCUUGCUAAGCGACGUCCUGGGCUAUCCUCGUUGUACGGUGGUUCCGCAGUCGAUGGAAGCUCGGGAUCUCUCCCCAUGAGGCGAACUAAGUUCAAGAAGGUUGACCCGCAGACUGGUAACAUUUCUAUUUACGAAGCCUGGGUGCCUGAGGGGCAUCGCAUUGAAGGAGAGGUCACUGGAGAUGUUCAAACUAUUGCCCAGCAAAGCUCGGUUCCCGUGAAGCCUGAGACGCCUGCUCCCGGGACCAUCGUGGAGGGCGUUGGAAUCGUCAACUCGGAAGGUGUCGUGGUUGCAGAGGCUGGUUCGGCUGCUGUGCUGGAACCGCCUAAGCGACGACCGCCUCCUCCCAAACGCAAGAGUAAGGGUAUUGGCAAGGGCCGGAAGAAGAAGGUUAUGUUCGCUCCAGGAGAGGGCGCCGAUGCGGCUACAGUGCACGGCGUUGCCUCUGGCACUGAGGGCGGCGCUCCUGGUUCCCAGGAGGGACAGGAUGGCUCUCGAAUGUCAGUUGAUCAGUCUGGUCAAGAUGAUGACGAUGAGGAGGGUGAUGAAAGCGACGAGGGAGACGAGUCCAUGGUAGAUGCGAAAACCCCAGAAACUCCUGGAGGCCAAUCUGUUGCCGAAUCUACACCCCAACCUUCGGCUGAUACCCCGGCCGAAUCAAAAGACGUCGAUAUGACAGACGCCGCCCCUGAACCACAACCUCCUGCUUCGGAAUCAGCGGAAGCCGGUCAGGAACUUCUGUCGCAGCCAUCAGCAGGCCCUUCGGAAACUCCUCAGAACGAUGCGGAUAUCUCUGCUUCUGUUUCUGCGACACCUGGCUUGCUUACGGAGAACAGCGAGGAGCCUACUACCGAGCAGCCAGUUCCAACGACUAUGGAGACUGCAGGCGAGGUAGCACCUAUAGAAGAAUUCGAAGUUCCCGAGCCAGCCUCGAUUCCUGCUGCAGACAGCGCCGCGGAGCCUUCCGCAGAUGAGACUCCUGCCCAAGAGGCGUCUCAGCUCUCAGCCAGCGAAGUCAAGGACGAAGCUCAAUUCGAGGGAAUUGAUGAGAAUUCCUUGGCUUCUCCGUCUACCGACCUCGAGAAGCCUGUCGAUGAACCAUCAGAGCCCGCAGAGGAGGCGGAGCCUGAGCAGCCGAGAGAUGUAUCGGAACAGGCAACAGAAACCAAGCCUGUUGAAGAGCCGGCCCAGCCGCCAGCGGAGGUGCAAUCCGAAAACGCCCUUGCUACAGAGGGUACUGAGGGCAAGGAAUCAGAUCCUUCGGAGACGGAUGUCGGCGCCUCUGAAGCUAAGGAGGAAGUGGAAAUGGGCGAUGCACCUGCACCACUGGAGGCGCCACAAGCCGAGCCCCCGACAGCUCAGUCUCCUGUCAAAUCAGCAUCCCCUAUACCGCCAGCAGCGGCCGAGCCUCAGCCCGCGACUGAAGCCCUCGAACCCGCCCUCGGCACCGAAGAGACAGCCCCUGUCGAGGCCGAGGCAGAACCAGAGGUUCCAGAACCCUCUACCGAGGUCGAGCAGGAAGAAGCACCUGCCCCUGAGCCCGCACAGACAGAGCCCGCAUCAGAGGAGAAGAAGGAUGAACCCGAGGCGCCUCCUGCGGAAUCUACAUAA
Messenger RNA from Penicillium cinerascens, 2052 nucleotides. RefSeq lists its product as uncharacterized. The coding region runs from base 1 to 2052 and encodes 683 amino acids. The record is from RefSeq and is a predicted model, not a curated record. The transcript has 2 exons. NCBI's taxonomy places the organism in Eukaryota, Fungi, Ascomycota, Eurotiomycetes, Eurotiales, Aspergillaceae.